This is a messenger RNA of Helianthus annuus (common sunflower), 1378 nucleotides long. RefSeq lists its product as uncharacterized. The transcript has 3 exons. Lineage: Eukaryota; Viridiplantae; Streptophyta; Magnoliopsida; Asterales; Asteraceae. Bases 182 to 1141 code for a protein of 319 amino acids. The record is from RefSeq and is a predicted model, not a curated record.
UUUUGCCCUAACAAGCUUUCUUCUUCUUCUCUCUCUCUCUCUCUCUCUACAUUAUCAGCUCAAAAUUCCACAACCCCUUUUGAGUCUUUCAACCAUCGGAUACCAAAUUUGUGAUCUUUCAGAUUCAAGAAAUCAGCAGACCAAGAUAAUUUGUUGAUAUUGAGGUGUGUAAACUGUAAAGAUGCCGAAAGAUAGAAGAGACCGAUCUGUGUCGGUUGACAGAUCUUGGACUUCUCCGUAUAUAUGUAACAGUAGUCACUCGAGGCGGUCAUUGACUAAAAGCCCUUUAGAAACCGAGAGCGUAAAAGAAUGGGAAGAAGCGAGAUGCCCUGUUUGUAUGGAGCACCCUCACAACGCCAUUUUGUUGUUGUGUUCUUCGCAUGAAAAGGGUUGUCGACCGUUUAUGUGCGACACAAGUUACCGUCACUCGAACUGUUUUGACCAGUUUCAGAAAGCGUCUUCUGAGAUGCAACAGUUGAUGGAUCAGCAAGAAACAACACCUGUUAUUUCUACGGAAACUGCACAAACCGCACAUUCGGGAACUUUGGAAGGCGGGUCUACUACGCCUGCGUUGAAGCUGGUCUGCCCGUUGUGUCGUGGGGAGGUGAACGGGUGGAUUGUGGUGGAGGCUGCUCGUUUGUUUAUGAACUCGAAAUCCAGAAGCUGUGCUAGCGAGACGUGUGACUUUUCAGGUACAUAUACGGACCUAAGGAAGCAUGCGCGGCUGGUGCACCCACUGGUCAGACCGUCUGAAGCUGACCCGGACCGUCAACGGGAUUGGAGGCGGUUAGAACGCCAGAGGGACAUCGGAGACCUGUUAAGUAGUCUUCAGUCUUCUAUAGGAGAUGAGAGGGGUGAAGAUAAUAAUAAUAAUAGAGAUAAUAGCACUAGUGCGUUAUCAUUUGAUGAAGGGGGAUGGAUGACUGUUUUUUUCUUGAUUAGGGUUUUUAGACCGCGAACUAGUUCAAGGAGCAGCAGCUGGUCCGGAACUUCUCGGGCCAGAGCCCAUGUGACCAUUAGAAGGAGACCCAGUACGCGGCUAUGGGGUGAGACUCAUAAUGACGAGCCCAGAGAUGACGAUAAUGAGUCCUCAGACGGGGGUUCGGGUCCCCCUGAUCUGCUGCCAAACGAUGAAUCUUGAUCUCAUUGUAAAAACAUAAUUGGAUGGAUCUUUGGCUCCUUCAUUCGAAGCACGUCUUGUGGAAAUGGAGGCUGCAUACUUUUAAGAGAAGAGAGAGCAAAAUGAAAAUGUAAUUUUACUUCAAACUUAUAUAUGAUUUGUUUAUACGUAAUCGCGUUAUAUCAUCCAUUACUUUCAUCUGUCAACUGAUCAUCUUAUUAUGAUUCCAUGGAAAAAGGCUCCCUUGAUUGCUUGAAA